AAUAUGUCGAUAUGUAUAUCAGUUUUCAUAAGAAAUUAAUGUAAAAUGGAUACAAAAUUAUUUGUAAAACCUUUUGAUAUUGUAAAAAAUAUACAAUUUCAAUGGUAUUUAGUUCAAUAUAAUAAAGAUCCAAAUAAAUUUGCACGUAAAGUUAUACGUUCCGAUGAGAUUAUAUGGAAUCCCAAUUUUCAAUUACCUAUGCCAAACUAUGAAACUCAACAGAGGGAGCACGUCUUGAUACCCGAUCAAGGACAAAUAUAUUUAGGUUAUAUUAUACAUAAGGCGUCUAGUGAGCAGGAAGCCUUAGAUCGUUUAAAACGCUUACAAUAUCUUAGUUUGCAAGUGAUACAAUCGCGUGGUCUUAAUGAUAUUAUGCAAAAAAUUUAUUUCAAUCAUAAUUUUUGGAUUUUAAUAAUGUAUUCAAAUUCAUUAUCACUGUCACUGCACGUGGAAAAACAAAGUGCUUUUGGUAUUUUCCAUAAGAAUGAGGUGAUCGUUAAAAAGGAGAGUGCAAAUAAUAUUGUUGCGUAUAUACAGGAGAAUCAAGCCACACAUAAGGGUCUGGUCAUAAAGAUAACCAAUAAUUUACAGGAAUUAUUGUAUAUUAUGGAGAUUCUUAAAAAUAAUGUAGUAAACAGCUUUCAAAAUAAUAACUCUAUAUUUCUUGGCCAGAAAAGAGAGGAAACCUUUAGGAAACUACAGCAAUUGGAGCUAGUGAUGCAAAAGGAAGGUCAAUUUUUAUUACAGACUUUGCAUAAAUUGGAUGUUAGAAAAUCUCGAGUACGUCAAAGAAUCGUAUACUUAAAAACUUUAGCCAGUUUAAAUAAUAUACAAAUUACUAAUAACAAUUAAAGUAGAUUAUAUAAUAACAAAAUUAAUCGUAAUUUAAGACGCAAAUUGUAAAAACAAAAAAAGUUAUUUUGUAUUGCAAAAAAAUAUAAUAUA
This is a messenger RNA of Lucilia cuprina (Australian sheep blowfly), 945 nucleotides long. RefSeq lists its product as uncharacterized. The record is from RefSeq and is a predicted model, not a curated record. Bases 46 to 852 code for a protein of 268 amino acids. The transcript has 3 exons. NCBI's taxonomy places the organism in Eukaryota, Metazoa, Arthropoda, Insecta, Diptera, Calliphoridae.